CCUCUGUGUGCCAGAGCUCCCGCAGCCUCCCCUGCCUCUCUCGAGCAGGAGAGAUGCCCUCCUCGCCUUGAGGGGCUGCCCGUGUCCCCGCCGCUGUCCCCGCUCCAUCGGCCUCAGCACUGUGCGGCAGGGGCGGUGAUGCAGCCGCCCCGCGGAGGAGGCCUGAGCGCGGCGUUACCAUAGCGACUCCGCACCACGCUGCCUAGAUAAGGCGGGCGGCAGCGGCCGCGGCGCCCCAGCCCGGAGAGGUCCCGCUGCAGCCAGCCCCGACGGCUCACCGCGCCGUAAGAAUGAUUGGCUACUGAUGUCUCAUUUGAGUUCUGCAUUGUUUCUUAAGACUGGAUACAAAUAGCCAUAGUAGCUUCAAAGGGGAAGAAAAGCCCAUUUCAACGAUGUCAACAGAAUGUGUUCAGCCAUUUGAUAUCCCAGAAGACAGACUGGACAAGCGAGACUCACACUGUAACCAUUUAGAAGAUCUUUCAGAGCAGCUGAUUCAGAGCUGUGACCUCAAAAAGAAACCAAGAAAAGGGAAAACCAUCCUGGCUUCCCAAAACACUGAACAGGACCAAAAAAAGCCAAGGAGAAAAGAUACACCGGCUUUGCACACCCCACCACCUCUAACAGGCAUACUUUCAGACUUUUCUGAUAGUCUGCUGAAGAGGUAUGGCAUCACAGAGAAGCCACAGCGAGAGAGAGUGAAUCCAGGCUCUCAGAUCACUGAACUGGAGCAGAAAAAGCCCAGGAGAAAAGAUACACCUGCAAUACACAUCCCACCUUUGAUUAUAGGCACUAAGCUGCUUACGGAAGAAAAGCAAACAGUGAUUAUGGAAGAUGAAGAAAAGGAUGGAGAUGCAAUCCCCAGUUAAGAUUACAGUGAUAUUUCCAGUAAUGCAGUGUAAAUAAUUCUGGGUCAUUCAAAGUGGCAGUACAUAGAAAGUAAAAAAAAAAAAAAAAAGUCCUUUCAUUUUUAUAGAUAAUAAUUCUCUCAAGCAUGCACUUGAAUUUAAAUUAUGUUCAAGUGCUUAUCUGCAUCUCAUGGAAUCCCAUCAAGCAUCAUAGGAGAUGAUGGCAGAAAUUUCACUCACACGUGGAAGGAUUCACUCAGUUUGCUAAAAGUGGCUUCCCAGGAUUUUUGUCACUGAGGAAUCCACCUUGGAUCAGAACGAGCUUUGUGCAUGGUGAUAGGGGUUAAUACAAAGGGACACCACCAGUCAAGUGUACCUGGCACUAGGUACCAGAGCGGUUGGUAGCACAGAGCAAUGAAACAUCAGCAAGUGAUUCAGACAGCAUUUUUCUCCUGGUAAGUUCACCUCAUUUGUCCAGCUUUCCUCUGCUGGAAUAUCAUUGACCACAGUGAAAAUUCGCACCUGAAAAGCUGAUGGGAUAGAUGGAAUCAAUGCUAGAAUGCCUGAAAGGCAAAGCACACACUUCUUCUGCCCGUAUCUGCUCGUGACUUGUGUUUGUGAGGAGAAAAGAGAAGAUUUACCAUAGAAUGAAAACUCAACAGCUAAGGGCUGUCAGCACUGACACAUCAAACAGGACAGAAGCAGAGCUCUCAGAGAAACAGGGGAGGUGCAGUGCCUGCCUGUUACACCAGUGUAGACCAUUGUGGGUUUUUUUCCUCUCAAAGGUUUUAUUCCUGGGUUAGUGAGAGAUAAACUUAUUCUCCAUGGCUUUUCGCUCCUUAUUUUUUCUUUUAACAUCUGCUUUUUAACUGAGUCCUAGGUUGUCAGUUAGGAGAUUGAAGAAAAUCUCCUAACUGACAAAAAUUAGAUUAAAAAUCACAGCAGGAGAGUAAAAAUUGAGUAAAAAGUGUACUGUUACUCAAUGGCAUACACACACUGCAAGGUGGAACAGCACCGUGCUUUUUUUUAACAGUUUACCUCAUUGGUUCAAUCAAGAAUUGUUUUCACACCCAGCUACAGCCUUCAGCACUGGUACAAACAGAGACAGGUACUUGUAGAAUAUUACACAAAAUAGGUAGAACUGGGUAGUUUUGUGCUUACCUUAAUAGCUCUGUGCACUAGAUGGGGCAGCGCUGCUGGCUGGACCCUUAGGGACCUCAAAAGAUUAUCUCUCCAGCCUGGCAGACUGAAUUUAGUUGUCAUCUUCCUAACAUCCUUAGGCAGACAGCUAAGGAGCACACUAGUUUGGACUUCAUCUGCCACAGUGACUGACCCAGCAUCUUUCACGAGCAUGCAGUCCACUCACAGGUAUUCAGCUUCAAGAUGUAAUCGACAAGCUUAUAAUAAAUAAUCAUGCGUUAAAGUCUACAAUAGGCCAGCUAUGUUAUUGAUGGGAUGACUGGCAUCUAGGAGAGGUGUUUGGUUUUUAUCCUGUUAAUCAAUCAGCCAGAUGAGCUAAUAUUUUGAAAAUAAUCAAUAGUUCAUGUAACAACAUUCAUGUCAGGUCCAUAGUAAAGGAUGUCACAGCAAGAGCGUAACAAGAGGUACACAUGAUUCAAGUCAAGCUUUACCAGUGAAGUUGGUGAACAUUUUCAAUGCACAGUACAGCAAGAGUGAGAGUGUGGAGUCCUGAAAAGAUGCAAAUAGGCAGUGGAUUAGCUGAAAAAUGUACAUGUUUAGAUAUGAAGACCUUUACCGAUACAAAGCAGGAGCACAAACAGGAUAUGACUGACUUCAGUGCUCUGAAGAUUUGUGUCCAAGCCUGGGGAAUGCUGACACAGCUUAAUAUGAAAUAAAAAGACCCCCCCUUUAAGCCUAGCACUACAUGUUCUUCACCAAAGAGGAGUUAUGGUCCCAGUGACAUCUCUGACGGCACAGCAGCAUAAUUUACCAUCCCUGCACAGAUCAACUUGAGCCCAGGCGUAAAAAAUGCUGCAACAUACAUCAUUUGCUGCAGUUCAUUUAAAAUCGCAUAUUCAUAGCCUGGUAAUUCAGCAUUUACUGUUUUUUCACCCAGGAGCAACAUGAGCAACUAAAAAGUAAUUUUUCACUUGAUCAAUUAAAUAAAUAGGGGUUUUUUUUCAAUGUUCCUGGGAAGUACUGGCAAGAAUCAUUUCUCAAAGCUUUCACCUGCCUCACUGCACUCCGUGAAAGUGUUAAAUGUUACGUUAUAUGGCAAUCAAAUAUGAUCUUUUUCCAAUCAGAUUAGCAUUGCCCCUUUCCCCAGAACAAAGCCUCUAGGUGUUGCAGAAGCGUGUGUGGACUCUACAAUGGCCUGAACGUAGUUUAUUGGGUUUGUUUAUUGCCUUUCGGGCUCUGAACCCUCCCUUUAAGACCAGACAAUGCUAAAACUGCACAGAUUGCUCUCCUAGGCAAAUGGCUGGAGUUGGUGUGCUCUGGGGCAGAAAUGUUUUUGUACCCAGUGCCCACAAGGGUCCCCCAUGGCCAUUACAGCAAAACCAGAAGGAAACAGCACAGAAACGGGAUAAGCCUUUCUACGGCACUCUUAGGACUGGGAUGCUCCAGACUGAGGUUGUUUACAAUGCGUGCACAUAGGCAUGGGCUGCUUGAAGGCCUUAAUAGCUGGAUUGCAUUCAGAUAUUUAGCUGGAAGUGCAUCUCCCCGCAGAAGUCUGCACCGGCCAGGACAACCAUUCCAAGUCCUCAGAGGGAAUGAAGUGCUCCAGUCAGUGGGUAAAAGACUGACUGCAGUCAGGAGGCUGUGAAUGGAUAAUAUUUUUGCAGGAAAUUCUCUAUUAACCUCUACCUAAGGGACAGGUCUCCAUUUACAACAGACUUGGAACAAAGGGAUUUAAUGGCCUUGCACUGUCAACAAAGGAUUGCAGAAAGCCCAUCACCCAACAGAAGAGGAUGUAUUUCUGUAGUGCCAACCAUGAGGUGCAGAGGUUAAGUGGUUUGCCCAGCUAAACCUCAGCAGAGACAAAUCCAAAGCAACAUUCAUGAUGCUAUCACUAACACUGCUCACAGCUAAAGCAGCAUUUGCAUGCAUUGAGGUUAGCAACACAGUGAAAUUUUAUCUGGUUGAAAUUUUGUCUUACCAGUUAAUAAAUCAAUAAUUGUAGAAUGCUUCAACCACUUAAAUAAUAGAUGUGGCUGGUUAUUAUAACUGAUUGUCUUCCUGCAUGUCCUAUGUCAUUCCUGCCUUCGGAGAUUACAUUUUCUAUGCAUAACCUUACAGUAUAUUUGUAUGCAGAGAGACUGCCCAGCAUUUACAUCUACAAGCCAAAAUCAGAACUGCAUGUCAGUGAAGCAAAUGAGAUUCUGGCUUCUCACUUCCAUUUAGAUAAGUUCAUAAACACAAAUCAUUCUGUUACUUAUAUCCCCCAAAAGCCGCAGGCCUCUUAGAGUGAGGCUGUGCAAACAGAAAUACCAGUAUUCUGGAAAUGUAGUUCUACAGAUAGAAAUAGUGAACAUUAAAAGCCAGUUUCUGCUCCAUGACACUGGCUCUUGGUCCUGUGGGAGAGACCCACAUCAGUCUGUUAGAUUCAGGAGCUGUGAAGGGAAGCUUAAUCCAUCCUUAUACCCAACAUCCUGGAGAAUCCUGAAAAGACAUGGACUUUGAUGGAAAAGCAGCAGCAAAAUUGGAAAGUACAUUCCAGAAACAAAAGAAGCACUUUUGGUGGACCAUUUGUGCUUAUUCUUACAGGUGUAAUGAACCUGUAAAAUGCAAGCUGUGCAUUUAUAACAUUGCCAUGAGCGUUGGAUUUUUCCAAGCUGUCGAGUCUUUUCCAACCUUCAAAGUAGGUUUUAGUCCCCCAGGGUCAUAGCAUCUAGGACAAAGUUAUACCUGUCCCAGGUUUGGUUUUCUGUAUUCUGUUUAGCCUGCAGGAGAGAAAUCUUACAGGGAUCUUAUCAAUGUAUGUAAAUGUCUGAUGGGAGGGAGUACAGAAGAGGGAGUGAGGCUCUUCCCAGUGGUACUCACUGACAGGACAAGAGGCUUCCUCAUGACCUAAAGAACUGGAAAGGUCCAUCUAAGCUGCUGAGCCACAAAUCCUCCUCCCUCUUCCUCGUUCCCUUUCUCCUUUAUCUCUGCUCUGGCUGCUGCAAUUGCCCUUGAGGAUGUUGGAGCCAAUUUUCCUUUCCAGUCCCUGUUUGUGUAGAUACAGAAAUACAUGGAAUAUAAGGAAUGAAUACUCAAGAGUCUCCCCAUGCCUCACUCACUGCGGAUUUUGACAUUUAGAUUUUUAAUUCAGCCUUAAUCCCUUUCUAAAAUAAUAAACAAACAGCUCCCUCACAAAUAAGAAAGCACCAAACUUUCUUGCCAUAGCAACGUGAUCCAGUGAUUAGAGCAAAGACUCAGUUCACAAACAGCAUAAAGAGAAUAAAAGGCUAAAUUUGCAAGUGUUGAUAGUUGCAACAAGUAAUUCAUAACAAGUUGAAAUGGCAUCAUAAGUCUGAGCUGCUCAUAAGACUUUCCAAGAGGGACAGAUUACUCAGACUUCUUUCUGUGUUGGCAUUAAGUAUUUGUCUCAGAAAUUACCACUGCAGACAAAGGCCAAGUGUGUGGCAAAGCCAGACCUCCCCCAGGUAACACAGAUUUCAUUGCUGAACUUCACUCUUAGAACAUUUCCCUUCGGUGUACACUAGAUGUCAGGGUUGGACUGAAAGGAUGAGCCCAUCCACUCCACCACACAGCUCUGUGCAUCCGGCCGGGUGCUACCAGAACAACUAGCUCUGCUCAGCAAUUGCUCUACCUGAUAUUUACAAGGAACAGUCUGCACAAACAUCCUCUUCCUCCCUGCUUUACAGUAUUUUGUUUAGGCCAAAAGCCUCCGGCUUUGGAAGAGGGAAGAGACAUCCUGAGAUCAGAACUACACUACAUUUGUGGGAGUCACAUACACUCCCCAUGACACCUCAGGUAAGUUGUUUCAUUCCCCUGUGCCUUGACUACACAGCAGUACCUUCAGAACAGCAAGUUACCUCUGCUUCAUGGCAAGGGAGGGACUGUGGACCAGGAGUGCAAAGACAAAAAAACACAGCCUUUAUGAGAUGCCAGUGACACAAAACCAAUAAUCCCAAUAAACUGUUGGUCACAAUGAAAGGCAAA
Molecule: messenger RNA, 5972 nt
Organism: Neopsephotus bourkii (Bourke's parrot)
Lineage: Eukaryota; Metazoa; Chordata; Aves; Psittaciformes; Psittacidae
Gene: PPP1R17
Product: protein phosphatase 1 regulatory subunit 17
Exons: 6
Coding region: 393-866 (157 amino acids)
Biological process (GO): regulation of phosphatase activity
Molecular function (GO): protein phosphatase inhibitor activity
Source: RefSeq, a predicted model, not a curated record